This is a messenger RNA of Drosophila rhopaloa, 597 nucleotides long. Its product is annotated as protein dpy-30 homolog. Bases 115 to 510 code for a protein of 131 amino acids. Gene Ontology annotation, cellular component: Set1C/COMPASS complex. NCBI's taxonomy places the organism in Eukaryota, Metazoa, Arthropoda, Insecta, Diptera, Drosophilidae. The record is from RefSeq and is a predicted model, not a curated record. The transcript has a single exon.
CAACCCUGCCCUGGUACCGGAGAAUGUAAAUUUUGAGCGAAUAGUAUUAUUGGACAGAUUCAGAGACGCCUGCUGCAAAACCCGAGAUUUACUGAACCCCAUUUAAACGUAGCCAUGGAGGCCAAGACCGACGCUCCCAUCUCCCCGGCGCCCACACCGAAUCCGACUGCAGAUUCCGCCAAAGAGCAGAAUUGCACCAACAACUCGCAACCCAAUUCGGGCUCCGCGCCGGGAGCAAUUGCAGCUUCAUCUGGAGCCACCGCUGGCCAAUCCACGCCAGCGACCCAACAGCAGCAACAGCCGGCGGCCAAGAAGACCAGUGGUGAGACCAGCUCCAUGCCCACGCGACAGUACCUGGACCAGACGGUGGCGCCGGUUCUGCUCCACGGAUUACAGGCACUCGCGCGCGAGAGGCCCACGGAUCCGAUCCAGUUCCUUGCCUCCUACCUGCUGAAGCACAGCAACGGGUGCGAGGAAAACAACGCCGCUGCGGUGGACAACAACUCCUAAACCCUCUACCUACCUCCCCCUUUAUCCGCUCCUUAGUUUUGUAAGUGAUCAGUGCAUAAAUAAUAAACGUUUAAAGUUAGAAUGUAA